ACAUUGUGAGUGUGAAUUUGAACAUCGCUCUUUUUUUCCUCGAACUCUCCACUGUUUAUUUGAAUGUCUGUCUCUCUCUCUUUGAAAACUGUGCCAAAACCCAAAAGCGAUAUUGAGAGAGAUAACAUCACUGAAACUCUUCCUCUCUGUGAUUGAUUUCGGUGGUGUGUGCUAGAGAGAAGCAAUGGUAGGUGGUGGGAAUGGGAAGAAACCACAGGAAGAAGAACAAGCAGGCACUUCUGCUUCUGGAGUUGAUCCAACCAAACAAGAAAUGAUUGAAAAACCUUUUCAUGAUGGUAAGGAAGAGGAGGAAGAAGCUGAGGAAGAGGAAGAAGAAGGCACUGGGGUUCAUACAAAAGGUGUCUUUGUUCCUGGUCCUCUUCUCUCUCUCAAGGAACAGAUCGAACGAGACAAGGAGGAUGAAAGCCUAAGGAGGUGGAAAGAGAAGCUGUUAGGUUGCUUGGAAAGUGAUUUAGAUGCUCAGGUGGAUCCUGAAGUGAAAUUCCACUCCAUUGGAAUUCUCUCUGAGGAUUUUGGUGAAAUUGUUACCCCUUUACCUGUGGAAGAAAGUCAGAAUGGUCGUCCUCUAUUUACUCUCUGGGAGGGCUCGUGCUAUCAGCUUAAGCUCAAGUUUAGUGUUCUGCACAACAUUGUGUCUGGUUUGACAUACUCCAACACUGUGUGGAAAGGAGGGUUUCAGGUUGAUCAGAGCAAAGGAAUGUUGGGUACUUUUGCUCCUCAAAAAGAACCAUAUGUAUAUGCCUUGAAAGAGGACACUACUCCCUCUGGUGCACUUGCAAGAGGUGUUUACUCAGCUAAGCUCAAGUUUGAAGAUGAUGACAAAAGAUGUCACAUGGAACUCAAAUACUUGUUCGAGAUAAAAAAGAGCAGCUAGUUAGAGUUUUCUGUCAAAAUGCUUAAUUGUUUUUCUAUGCAUCAAGUUAUCUUCCUCCCAAAAUGCUUAAAUAUAUUUUGGACAUAACUGUUAUGGAUGCUACAAAUAUAUAAUUUCUUAAGGAUGCUACAAAUUUGUAUUUGUUUA
This is a messenger RNA of Lotus japonicus, 1042 nucleotides long. RefSeq names its product rho GDP-dissociation inhibitor 1-like. The record is from RefSeq and is a predicted model, not a curated record. Bases 185 to 895 code for a protein of 236 amino acids. Gene Ontology annotation, biological process: Rho protein signal transduction. Gene Ontology annotation, molecular function: Rho GDP-dissociation inhibitor activity; protein binding. The transcript has 5 exons. Gene Ontology annotation, cellular component: cytosol; cytoplasm; membrane. Lineage: Eukaryota; Viridiplantae; Streptophyta; Magnoliopsida; Fabales; Fabaceae.